CCUUGAUCGGUUCUUCUUUACUUCAUCAAGUCGUUCGGCGACGGAUAAUAAUAACAACACUCCUCCGCCUACCGACAGCAUGUCGAAUGAAAGCAAGAAGAGGAGGCCAUCAGAGUCUUCAACCGUUUCAGCAUCGUCAUCAUUCUCACUACCUACAACAUCACCAAAGGCUGCCCCGAACCUGCAAAGCGAGAGUGUACAAUUGCCACAACAAGAUCCUUUCCAAUCUGGUAGAAAGGAACAUGGCGAGGACGAAAAGAUGGCAAUAACCCAGAUGAAGCAGAACGGUGUCGAAACACUCAACAAUAUUAGUGGUUCUAACUCCCAUAUCAAUAAUGGAUCUGCGAAACCUGAAAAGAGGCCUAUCACCCGAAAUUUAAACAGUGUACCUCCAGAACAUCUACUUGAACCGCCACAGCACCAAAAAAGCACCGCAUAUGAGACCCAUAGUGACCCGGCGAUCGCCAAUUCCCAAAACCAGCACGUAGAGCGGGAUCACGCGCCAAGUCAGAAAGCCGUAGCCUGUAAGACGUCAACUGAGUCCUCGGGCCCAGCCAAAGACACGCCCGCAAAGAUUCUGUCGCCUCUAGAGAAGCUACAACAGAAGCGACAAGUUCAGACAGAAAAAGCGAAUAUGCCUCGGUGGAAGAUGAAGGCGGCACAAAAGAAGAACAAGAAAUCCAAAGACACCGAGAAGGAAGAUCCCCCAUAUCGUCCAAUGAAUAAAUCAGAAUAUACUCAAUUCUGUAUCGAUCCGCAUUCUGCAAGCUUGAGAGGUACAGGGAAGUCGGACGUAAAGGUUCAAGGCAAACUAGUCUCGGGAGACAUCAAAAAGAAGCCAUCUGGAGCCAAAAACACACAAGCAGACACCGCGCAAAAGAAUGAAGCAACUGCCGUGAAAUUCAAAGUUGGGAGCGCUGUGCUACCAAAAAUGACUGCCCGGAUCGAAUCACCAAUAGCAGACACAGAUCACGAAAAGAUCGAAGACCCUCAAGAAACCCACUCAGAAGCAGAGAGUGCUGCAUCUGUUCCAAGCUCUGCAACACUCCAAGCAGAAGAGCCGACGAACCGAAAUGACGAUACUCCUAGAAGUCCAUGGGAUGAGCUCGUGGCGGCGGCCGUGGGAGCGCUUCAAGAGGAGAAUGUGACGCUGGCAACAGAAGCUACAAUACAAGGAGGUGUGGAAACUGCUCAGCCUAGUACCAUGCACCCGACUGAAGAUAACUUGUCCCGGGAUAAUGAUGCUCAGACUAUGAACCCUGCCGAUGUGACACGGCCAAAUCUGCCUCGUCAAGACAACAUAAGCCCUUUGGACGAAUCUACGCUUAGAAAUGCAAGAAGUCCAAAGGAGACGAACGAGAGAGUUAAUAUGAAGCCGAUGGUCCCAGACUCUUCCAAGAAGAUAGACAUAGAUUCGAAUCCUGAGGAUAAUAAAAGGGUGCAAAGGGUGGCGCCAGUUACGACAAGAGAGAAGAAUGCCAAGAAGAAAGAGAGGAAAAGGAAGGCCGCUGCAGCUGAGUGGGAGAAAAAAGCAAAAACGGAACAAGCUAAACGGGAGUUGAAGGAGAAGAGAAAAAUAGAACAACAGGAGGCUGAGCAGAGAAAGAUUCAAAAGGCUAGGGAGAUUGAAGCGAUAAAAGCAAAUGUGCCGACGAGAAUCCGAAGCGACGGUGGGGGAGGAAUCAGAAACCCCCAUAGCGAGGAAUCCUGUAACAGUGCCCAGAAGCUUUCGGUGGCGCAAAAAACUGAUUCCACAGUCGCGACUAUUUCGGAUCUUAUCAAAACCCAGGAGCUCGAUCAUCAUCAGCGAACGGGGCGAUGGAUCGAGCAAACAUCGCAGCACAGCGGGCAGCCUGAUCAAGUUCUCCAAGUCGAAGUAAACGAAGAUAAGAUACCAAGUAAAGAAAACGACCAGAAGACCAAGUUGUGGUACCCUGGAGAGAGCGGUAACGAAAGAGAAGACAAGACAGGUUUCGAGCAGGCUGGGUCCCUAUCAGAACAUUACACCAGUCUUUUCUCCAACGCACCGGCUCUGCCGUUCAGGUAUCCGACCCGGCGCCUGCAGCUUGUAAAAGGCAACCCCCGAAACCCUGACCUGAUCUUAAGGGCUGGUCAACAAAUGGACGCUGUAUACGGUCGCAUAGAGUCGCGGAAGAAGGACCCACAGGCAGAUAAAAUGGCUGGAAAACCCCCCAAAUCCGAAAGCAACAUAAAUGACACAAGUGAUUCAGCUCUGGAAUAUGAAUUUUCUGUAUCGAGUUCUGGAGCGUCAUCCUUUCUUUCUGAUGCCCCGGCAGCGCACGAGACCCUUCCCGAUAGCAAGGUCAACGAAGAAUCGUUACCGACCGGGCGUCAGGUACUUGUACAGAAGUCUCGAUGUUAUUCAACACCCACACCCCCUGUAGAUGUUUCUCGGCCAGAAUCGGAACCAUAGAAUGGUAGAAAUGAACCGAUGUCUGAACCAAGACUCGAGCCUCAGCUCCAAGUUCAUUCACAUACAUGUUCUCCGACUAAAUCACUGUCACCCUUGCUUGAAGACCCUUCCGAAUUGCCAAUUGUACGACUACCACCGCAGAAAAAGAAGCCACUAGCUGAUAAAAAGGCAUCGACUGAUGGAAAGCCACGGGCUGCUGAAAAGCCACUCACAUCCUCAGUACAGGGGGCUCAGUCGCCACGUCUG
This is a messenger RNA of Annulohypoxylon maeteangense, 2680 nucleotides long. RefSeq lists its product as uncharacterized. The record is from RefSeq and is a predicted model, not a curated record. The transcript has a single exon. Lineage: Eukaryota; Fungi; Ascomycota; Sordariomycetes; Xylariales; Hypoxylaceae. Bases 80 to 2434 code for a protein of 784 amino acids.